Molecule: messenger RNA, 777 nt
Organism: Hemiscyllium ocellatum (epaulette shark)
Lineage: Eukaryota; Metazoa; Chordata; Chondrichthyes; Orectolobiformes; Hemiscylliidae
Product: anti-sigma-I factor RsgI2-like
Exons: 5
Source: RefSeq, a predicted model, not a curated record
GGGAGGGAGGCUGCAGUCCACAGAGAGACCCCAGCAGGUCAGGCUCAAGCAGCCUCACAGCUAAACCAUGCAUUGGCAGAAAUCAACGAAGGAGAAAUCACAUCAACCGAGCGUUCUGCCGACGGUGAGGGAACUACUCGAGGAGAAACGGAGGUCUGCGGCAAAUCCAAAGACAGAGGCAACACCUAUACCGACGUCAGGACCACCGGGGGACUCGAGCUUCUGCCCUCCUGGUCUAGAGGGUGCGUCUCCUUUUCCCUGUGAGACUCCAUCCUGGCACGUGGGGGUGUCAGAGCCCAUCAUAUCCCCCGGUUCCUGUCACUAUGGCUCACCCAGCGAGUUCUCCACCAGCAAUGCCAUCCACCCAUUCAACACUACCGCGAUGUACCCGGGCUGCGGGUACCCUGACCUCCUUGGCCAGAGUGCCAGCCUUUACCCGGACCACAGCCCUGACCUGAUGGGGGCGCCGCCCAACCCGGAUCCCAGAAUGUUCGAGAGCCCUCCCCCAGCCUUCCCUCAUUGGUCACUGUCAGCAGCCAAUGCCCAUCCAGACCUUCCAUCCAUCCCAUACUACCCUCCCAGCUCAACCCCACAGCCCCUGGCAACCCCACAGCCCCUAGCAACUCCACAGCCCCUAGCAACCCCACAGCCCCUGGCAACCCCACAGCCCCUGGCAACCCCACAGCCAAUCACAGCCUCAAUGUUGGACCAAGCUCGAAGAACCAUCCGGAACAUGGAGGUGACCAACCUCCUGCAUCGAGAUGAUGACGGAGAUAC